AUGCCCGAGAGGCAUUGUAUUCUUCAGGAAAAUGCAGCUUCAAGCGCUGCUUCGGCAUUCAUCGCUUCGGAGUCGAAGGGGGUGGGAUCGAUUUUCCUUCGAUCGGGGGAGCUAAGGGCCAAAUCUAACUCCCAUCCUUACGCUUCGUGUCUCUUCCAUAUUUUGGCGACCUUAGCGUCCGUCGCGGCAAUUGCAGUGCUUGUUUCCGUCUGUUCGAGCGUCUACACAAGACAUGGAGUCCAAAACCUUCUAUCCCGCAGGCUGGCCAGCUCAGAAGACAGUGAUGUGUCAGUUUGCAGCAUCCACAGUGAUGGAAAGGAGCAGCACCAACCCCAGAACCCAGGUCAGUCCAUCUCGUCCGGCGGCAAAGAAUGCAAUCUGCCCCUAAAGAAGAGGUUGUUAGCCAGAGUGGCUGGGGGCGGGAACAGUGGCGAUGGCGAUAGUUCCAGGCAGCAAGAGGCGCUGCAUCAUCACGGCGAAGGCGAUGAGCCGUUUGGUUCACCCUUAGAAGUCGUAGAUCCAACGCAUGGGGGACGUGGCCACGCAACUUUUCCGGGUCGCGGCCAACUGCCUUCAGCCCACGUCACACGAAGGAUGACUCGCAGCUCACAACAGCAAGCUUCUGGAUUAUCCGUCGUAGAUGCAAGGCAAGCAGCAACGGAGGAUGUUGAGCCCACGCAUAUCCAGCGGCAGCAGCAAGACCUGCAGCUGGUGCAAUGGAAGCAUUCAGUGGUGAAAUGGCAUCGGAACCAGGAGCCGCCCCACACCGAGCCGCUUCUAGACAGCAGGUAUCAUCCUUAUCUUCGACAACGAGAUUAUUUGGAGAGCCUGCGUCGGCAGCGGCACGUGCUUAUUCAACUUCGAGAGCGUCAGAAACUUUUGUUACAACAGCAGCAGCAGCAGCUGUUGGAACUGCAAACCCAACAGCAGGGAAGAAAAGCCAGGAAGAAGCAGCAGGAGAUGCAACAGCAGGAGCAGGGGGUCACGCCGCAGGAGAAGCGCCAGCGUCAGGGCGCAAAAAGAAAGCGGAAGCGAAAGCAACAAGAGCAGCCGGCGCAGCAAGAGAAGCAUCAGGCGCAGCCUGCGCAACCUGAAGAUCCGGUCUCAGCGUAUAUAAAAGAAGAUGCAUGGCUUUCCCCGGACUCUCAAAGGUCUCACACGCCUCCGCCGAGGACCUCCCAACAGGCGUUGCAAUCUCCUGCUGCUGCACCAGUAGCAGGUCCCUCAACGUCCUGGCAAUCCCCUUUAGAGGGGAUUGAAGUAGGAGGUCAUUCUGCACCUCCUACUUCUGGUGAUGCAAGCGUUUCAAGGGAUGAAGUUGCUGAUUCGGGAGAAGGGGCAACAGUAGCAAACGGAGCAACCAUCGUUGAGUCUCCUGAUGCUGUCUCGUCCUCUGAUGAAUCCACGACUGCCAGAGGAGGCAUGAGGUCGGAGGCACCGAUCCUUUCUGCUUUACUGGCUGGUGGCAGUAUUGACGGUGCACGAGCAGGAACUGCUGGAACUGAAGAAGUCGCACCAGGGGUUUCCUUUAUGAAAGUAUACUUAUGGAAUCCUGACGACCCCGGAGGGACGCCGGGUCCUAGUCAUGCAGAAAUGAUGCAGCACCCAUUUGUGCGUCUGCCCAGGCCAAUGGUGGACGAGGGUACUGCUUUGCCUCAGGUUGACUUGAAACAUGCCGUGGAGCAGAUUCCCGGCAGGCGUGACGUUGUGCUGCUGCUACAGAGGGCCCAUGAUCUGCUGUUGCAAGAGGCAUUGCGUGCUAAUGGCUUGAAGCAAUUGACGAAUAUAGCAAUGCAUCUGAUAUCACACGCGAUGAACCAUCAGACUCAAAAGGUGUCAGACCAAAAAAUUGGCCGUGCAGUUGACCGGUUGGGCGUUCGCUUCCUCCUGCUGGAUGUUGUGGUUUCCACCUUACUUGUGCUCGGCCAGGAACCAGCUGCUGCGUAUUGGCAGCGUUUCGUAGAUGCAAUGCCCCACGACGGUCCCGCGGAGUCCAUGCGGCAGCCUUUUUCCUUCUUUUUGGCGCAGGACCUCAGCUCCGCCAUGGUAACACUGAAGACAGGAAGGAGGCCACCUCCACAUGUACUGUUGAAGAUCAAGCGGAUGCUUUUCUGCACGUCUGGCUCUCCUUUUCGUUAUAGAAGAAGGGAUUUCGAUCGCUGGAGGAUUGAUGACCGUUGUCAUCUCAAGGGGAUAUAG
Eimeria acervulina is the source of this 2199-nucleotide messenger RNA. RefSeq lists its product as hypothetical. The transcript has a single exon. Lineage: Eukaryota; Apicomplexa; Conoidasida; Eucoccidiorida; Eimeriidae. The coding region runs from base 1 to 2199 and encodes 732 amino acids. The record is from RefSeq and is a predicted model, not a curated record.